This is a messenger RNA of Vespa crabro (European hornet), 2780 nucleotides long. Its product is annotated as WW domain-binding protein 4. The record is from RefSeq and is a predicted model, not a curated record. The coding region runs from base 1404 to 2651 and encodes 415 amino acids. Gene Ontology annotation, cellular component: precatalytic spliceosome; nucleus. Gene Ontology annotation, molecular function: RNA binding; zinc ion binding; protein binding. The transcript has 7 exons. Lineage: Eukaryota; Metazoa; Arthropoda; Insecta; Hymenoptera; Vespidae. Gene Ontology annotation, biological process: mRNA splicing, via spliceosome.
GAAAAUAUAUGCACGAUUUCUCUACGAAUAUAUGAACGAUACGUACAUAUGUAUGUAUCGUUCAAAUAAAAAAACAAAUAUAUAAUUUUAAUUCUUAUCACGAUUCUAAUAUGCAUUGCAAGUGAAGUCAGAAGGAAAUACAUUAACAAAAAGUUUCUCCUUCAACAUGAAAACUUUAACGCGUCCUAUAUGACUACCUGAUAGCUUCGAUCACUGUUAAUUGCACUUUAACGUACUUUAUCAGAGAGUCACGUAUUCACCAUCGACAUCGUGAUUUUGUAUGAGAGAAGGAUUCCUGCGUUUUCUCUUUUAUGGUCAUAGCACGUAGACAUCGCAUUACGCGACGGCCAUACUUGUAAUAACAUUGCAUAAAGUGCAGUAUAAAGUGCUGGUUAGUGUGUGGUACGAAUCGUUAGAUUGGCUCCUUUUAUACGUUUAGAUAUCAUAUUACAAUGGAACAGACUACGUUGAAAAGUUCUUUACUUUAUCGUGAAAUUAGUAUUAAAUUAACAGAGACAUUUUUACAAAUUAGUUUUCGAUGUUAAUGCAAAAGCAAUCUAAAAAUUCAAUAACAGAAUCUUCGAUUUCUGUUAUUCCUAUCUUGUUUCUUUUUUUCUUUUUCGUAUUUUUCUUUUUUUUUUUUUUUUCUUUUUUUUAAUUUUUUUUCUUUUACUCCGAUAGCACAUAUACAGGAUGUCGGUCUAUAAAUGUCCGAGCAAAUAUUUCGCGGUUAAUUGAAGUUACAAGAAAGUUUUUAAUUAAUUUGCACGAUUCUGAGUCAAUUAUAUGUAACAAUUUUUUUUUCCCGUAACUUUUUUCAGAUCGAUGUAAUUCUUUUAAUUUGAUACUUAUAAUUUCUUUUUUUAACAUAUUUAUAUAGUGGCAGUCAUUUUCAAUUAAAAUCUAAUUAAAAAUUGCUAUUAUACAUCGUUUACAAGAUAAUCAGCAUUUUAACGACUGACUAAUUGAUUUAUACUAUACUGCAAUGUUAUACUCCAUGUUAUAUAAAUACAUUAUUUACAAAUCAAACAGACGUAUAUUUUGAUAAGUUGAAGGUCAAUGAUCCUUUCGACGUAACUGAGCUUAAAAUAUUAUGUAGUUUAUUAUUUAUUAGUUUUCAAAUUAUAGAAAACCAACUAUUUUAACACUGUAUAUGUUGAUGCAUAAACAGGCGCUAUAUAAAUAUAUUUCCAUUCUCUAUAUUAUUUGGAUAGUAUACAUUUUUAUAAAUAUUUAUUUUCUCUCUCUCUCUUUCUCAUUCUUACGAAGAUACUGUAAAAAAUAUUUUUGUUGGACAAAAGAGAACUUGCAAAUUUUACGAUCCAGAUAUGCAUUAACGAGUUAAAUAAAAUUAGAAACGAGGACGAUCAUAACGUACGGGACAACGAAGCAUAUGCACGUAAAUGGAUCACAGUAAUACGAAGGGGUGUAGAGGAAAUUAUUAUAGGUCAAAAACGGCUGAUUAUUGGAAGUCCCAGGGACGGAAAUUCUGCGACUUUUGUAAAUGUUGGAUCGCUGACAAUAAACCGAGUAUCGACUUCCACGAGGGCGGAAAGAAGCACAAAGAAAAUGUCAGUAAAAGACUCAAGGAAAUACACAAGAACAGCGCGAAGCAGGCGAAACAAAACAAAAAAUUCGAGGAUGAUCUAAAGAAGAUGGAAAACGCUGCCAUGGCUGCUUAUCUCAAAGAUGUUGAAAACAAUACGAGAGAUAUGACGGCUGACAGGAUAAUAAAAGAAAAACUAAAUCGAUCGGAAAGCCUAAAAACGCCACAAAAUGCGAAUUCGAUACCAGAAGCUGCACUGGAAACAGUACCGAGAUUCAAACAAAAUAAUUAUCGACACUUCCCCCAAGAAAUUGAUCCUUGCGAUCCAACGGCUUUGACGAGGUUGUCGCAUACGAAGAACCAGCAAAGUACCAGCGUCGAGAAUAAAACUCAAGGGAAGAAUAAAGCAAGUAAAGGAAAGGGAAAAAAAAAAAAGGCCCAAGAGGACGAUGGACGAAGAAAAGCCGUCAGGAAACUUUGGUAUGAGGCUCUCAGUCCCGAAGGAUACACUUACUACUGGCACAUAGAAACUAAUGAAUCAGUCUGGGAACCUCCAGAAGAGGGUUAUAUGACAUUUGCCGAGCAAGAAGAGGAAGUGAAGGAACAAGCUCUUCAGGAAGAACUUUUAGAGCAGUUAAAAAAGGAAGAGGAGAUUGAAAAAGCCGAUCUUAUUGAAGAACAAAGGGCUAAUGCCGAACGAGAAAGAAUGAAAGAAUUGCGAAAGCAACAACAAAGAAAACAAGAAGUACAAAUUAAAGAGGAAGACACUAAAGAGAUUAUUGUAAAACAAGAGUCGAAAGAAGAAGAAGAGAAACCUUACAGAAGGGAUUACAGUAUUCCUGAGUUUCAACAGCCUUAUGGAUCCUGGGAGACUGUAAAAGUCAUAGAAAGGAAACCUGUAGAUCUUCAAUUGCCGCAGCAAAAGCAGAUACAGUUGCCUAUUUUCGAAAAAUCCGAACCACCUCCGCCUCAAAGAAUCUUCAAAGAGAAAACUAUUACAACUAUAUCGACAGGAGAUAGCGAUGAUGAGGGUUCGUCGUUAAGGAUCUUUAAAAAACGGAAGAUAGGAAACAAAAAUGUACGAAAGAGAUUGGAAGACGAUUGAUCUUGCUACAUAAAUAUUUUGCGUAUAUUUCGAUUGAAAGAUAGAUAAUGAGAAUGCUCUUUGUACGUACUUUUUAAUAAAAAUUUAAAAGGAACUGUAAUAAUGUCAAAUUUUAGUAAAAAUAGAAAA